GAAAAGAGGAAGAGGAGAGCGAGAAGGAUGGGAGGGUUAAGCAAGCAAAUGGGAGGAGGUGAAGCUGGAGAGAGAGAGAACGAGUGAGCCUGUGUGUGAGGGAGUGAGAGAGAGGGCGAGAGAGCCGAAGGAUGACAGGAGAGUUGGCUGUUGCCGCGGCAGCAGAGCAGGACGGAUCUAAGACAGUGAAACAACACUCCUCCUCCUCCUCUUCUUCAUUUUAUCAUUAUCCCUGCAUCUUCCUGCAUCUGCCCAUCUCCACCUGGAAAAACCCGCUUCUGCCUCCCUCAUCCUCCUCUUCUUCAUCAUCUUCAUCAUCAUCAUCAUCAGCUGUGGGCAGCCAUACAUGGACAUGGAGUAAGGACACCGCCUCCUCGCUCUCUAAGAGAAAGCCAGUGUCUCUCCAGCACCACCACUAAUGCCUCACCGACAUGACCGGGAGGAAGAGAGAGAGAGUAAAACACAGGGACAGAUAAAGGAAAAUUAGAAAGUGCAGAAGCAGAAAGAGGACGAGAGGAAGAGGGAGGCUGCAGAUCCAUAAUCCCCACAGCAGAGAAACACUUAGAGGGAGGGAGGCAACACAGGCGAUUCUGUCUAUCUUGCAACUUCAGGGACCAUCAUCACAAUUUAAUAAGAAUUUGAAAGGCUGCAGCGUUGCAACAAAUAUGUCUUCAUAGGGAGACGGGGUGGGCGAGAGAGCCUGAGUCAGACAGAGAGAGAGAGGAGGUAGAGGCCAGGCACAAGUGUUUCCAUGCACUCCUACCUGGAUUUGUCUAGUUUUUCUUAUUGGUGUACAUCCCAGCAGCAAUAAGCCUGUAAUGGUAAUAUCAGGGAAGACAUUUUUUAAUAUUUUACAUGUGCCCUCCUGCACUGAGGCUGCUGAGAGUUCAAGAAAUUGUCUUUUUCUGUCAGGAGAGUCUGUGUUUUGCACCAGAGUGCCUUGUUAUUCAGAAGAACCAGAACGACAGCUGCUCAUAGGCUGAAAGUUUCUCAUCUGCAGUCAGAAAAACAUCCCAAAAAAGGAAUAUUUCAACCGAUUUCCGAGGUUCCUGGUUGUAAAAUCAUCAGUUUUACCCUGAGGAGUGUCUCACAGGCAGGCAUUACCCACUCUGCAGAAGGACGCCUGAAACUCAUCGGCAUAAAGUCGGGCCACUCACCUGUCAGAUGCACUGCCUUUCCUGCUCUUCUACUGCUUUGCUUUCAUGGCUUGAACCCUGUCACCUGACCCCUCCCUCCACCCCUACUCCCCCUUCCUCUCCCCUCAACAUGUCCGACCACCCCCCCUCUCACUGCCCAAACCACUCAAGGAAGUCAGGGCAGGACAAGAAGUGAGCCAGGACUUUCACAAGGCACCCACCUCUGAUUCAGUGGUUCCACCCUCCCCUGAGGACAGAACUUGACUCUCUAUAGGAGGGACGCUCUGAUGCAAGAUGGCGGCCGGUGUGGCCACGUGGCUGCCAUUUGCACGGGCGGCGGCGGUUGGUUGGCUGCCGCUGGCCAAGAAGACGAUGCCCAAACCUCCAGUGGACAGCUCGUCCAGAUCAGAUGAGAUCCUGUACGUCAACGUCAGCGGGGUCAGGUUUCAGACGUGGAAGAACACUCUGGAUCGAUACCCUGACACGUUGCUGGGCUCUUCAGAGAAAGAGUUCUUCUACAAUGAAGACACGCAGGAAUACUUCUUUGACAGAGACCCCGAAAUGUUCCGGCACAUUCUGAACUUUUACCGCACUGGGAAGCUGCACUACCCAAGACAUGAGUGCAUCCAGGCCUUUGACGAGGAGCUGGCCUUCUACGGCAUUGUACCAGAGAUCAUCGGCGACUGCUGCAUGGAGGAAUACCGAGAUCGGAAAAAGGAGAACCAGGAGCGUCUGGCAGAGGACACGGAGGCCAAUGAGUUGACAGAUGCCCCCCUCCCUCCGCACAGCACUCCCAGGGAGCGUCUGUGGCGAGCUUUCGAAAACCCCCACACCUCCACCAUGGCGCUGGUCUUCUACUAUGUCACCGGCUUCUUCAUCGCCGUCUCUGUCAUCGCCAACGUGGUGGAGACAGUACCUUGCCGGCCACCCAAGGGCAGUGUCAAGGACCUUCCCUGUGGGCAGAAGUACGAGCUGGCCUUCUUCUGCAUGGACACGGCCUGCGUGCUUAUCUUCACCUUCGAGUACCUGAUGCGUCUGUUCGCCGCACCCAGCCGUUGCAAGUUCAUGCGCUCAGUGAUGUCGGUGAUCGACGUGGUGGCCAUCAUGCCCUACUAUAUCGGCCUGGUGAUGCCUGAGAACGAGGACGUGAGCGGCGCCUUCGUCACCCUUCGAGUUUUCCGUGUCUUCCGGAUCUUCAAGUUCUCGCGUCACUCGCAGGGUUUGAGGAUUUUGGGCUACACACUGAAGAGCUGCGCCUCCGAGCUCGGCUUCCUGCUCUUCUCCCUCACCAUGGCCAUCAUCAUCUUCGCCACCGUCAUGUUCUACGCCGAGAAGGGCACCAAGAGCUCCUCCUUCACCUCCAUCCCGGCCUCCUUCUGGUACACCAUCGUCACCAUGACAACGCUCGGCUACGGCGACAUGGUUCCCAAAACCAUCGCAGGGAAGAUCUUCGGUUCGAUUUGCUCUCUGAGCGGCGUGCUGGUGAUCGCCCUGCCGGUCCCCGUCAUCGUGUCCAACUUCAGCCGGAUCUACCACCAGAACCAGAGAGCGGACAAGAUGAGAGCACAGCAGAAAGUGCGUUUGGCUCGCAUCCGCAUGGCAAAGAAAGGAACAGUCAACGCCUUCUUCCAGUACAAAGAAGACCGAGUGCUCGGGGACCGGGACAGCGACUGCACGGCUCUGUGUGUGAAGAACAGAUCAGCAUUCGAGCAUCAACACCACCACCUGCUGCACUGCCUGGAGAAGACAACGAACCAUGAGUUCACAGACGAGAUGACCUACAGUGAGCUGUGUAUGACCGAGUCAGUCGGCUUCAGGACCAGCCGCAGCACCUCCCUGUCCAGCCAGCAGGGGGCGACGGGCUGCUGCCCCCGCCGAGCCCGGAGGAGAGCCGCCAUGCGACUGGCUAACUCCACAGUGUCCGUCAGCCGGGGCAGCAUCCAGGAGCUGGACACCCUGCACAUCAAACCCACCUCCAUACCACAGCAAACUCGUUCCAGUCUGAAUGCCCAGGCAGGCGACCUGAAGCUGAACUGUGGGGAACACGAUUUCACCGCCGCCAUCAUCAGCACCCCAACGCCGCCCGCCAACACACCUGACGAGAGCCUCCCCCCAUCACCCGCUCCCAUCCCUGGCAUCCUGCGCAAUACUCGGGCCACCGCCUACACCCAUGACACCUUCAAAAUCUCCUCUUUAUAACCUCUGACCAGCCCCCGACACCCACCCUGCCGCCCCGCCUGUCACCUUUCCAGUGAACUCUGAACUUUCAUUGAACCUUUAUGUUGAGCGAGGGGUGCUGCUAGCUGAAGUGUUGGAGGUAGGAAAAGACGACAUGGGUGGGUACUCUGAGUACCGCCGGUUACUUUCACUUCCUGUCACCUCUUGUGGAUUAUGUGACAAAAUGGAUAUUCAUGUAGGAGACAAAGCAAGCAACGAUGAGAGGUGAGGAGUUUUAAAAGGAACGAUAGCUGUUCUUUUGUAGACUUUCCUAAGUCUAAGACCCUGUGCACACGUCUGACCCUGCACAGGCUUCCUUCUGGUCUGACAGUGGAAAAGAUCCCAGGACUUCUACAGGAUGACAUUCAGAAACCAACAGAUGGAUCGGAUUCACUGGCUCCAUCUGAACACAACACUUUACAGGAGGGAUGCAAAAUCAUGGCCGAGGAUGGGGGUCGUCUUUUUAGGUCUAGUUAAUAUGUUGGUCUUGGCAGCGAAUCCGAGGGAGCGCCGACCGUUGAAGGAUCAUUUAGACUCCGCUGGUUGUAACCAGUCUAACAGUGUUGAUGUUGGUGGUUGUGGGAAACCUGUGACUAUUAUCAGGACCAGUACAGCUCAAGCAAGGAGUGGACACACCAGGCGGGCUUCGGACGGAUCCUUAAAGCCUGACUGCAGAAAAAAUGUUGGAUGAAGUCUGUGAAGACAAUGAAAAGCAUAACGUCUUGGUCUCCUCUCUGCACCUGAAGCCACUUCAGGUCACAUCGUUGGGCGAGUAAAGAAAUUCUGAAUGAGAAGUUUUGAGCUUUUCUCAGUGUCCAGUCACAAGAGCUGGAAAACUGUCAGAGUCUUCAGAUGAUGAUUUCGAAGCUGCUGAAACACUUGAAUCUACCACAUAAACCAGACUGAACUGGGACUACCUGAUCUAUGCUGAGCCUCAAUACUGUUCACACAACUACACUGAGCUGAACGCAACUCGAAGGAGCCGACCUGGGCCAAACCGAGCUGGUCUGUGCAGAACUGGGCCUUCCUGGUUUUCUAAAUGGACCUGUGGAGAGGAACGAAGGAUCCUGGACUGGAUCGACAUGGUCUGACGUGAACUGGCUGUAGCCCAGACCGGGAACAAAAGCCUUUUACUUUUCAAAAUAUGCAAUGUUAGAGCAAGCAGGAAAAUAGCAUCAACAAAUGAACAGAAUAAUAAUAAUACCAAUAAUAAUGUGCGUGUUUAAAACAAUGAUUAUUGCAGGGAACAAAAUGUAAAGCAACUCAUCUGUGACGUGACCUUUUCAGUGAGAGAGAACAAAACAUUGUGCAAUAGAUUUAAACAGGAAAGGGAAACACGGCGCCAAAGCUCUAACAUUAAAGAGAUGUUUGUCCUGAUGACGUGCACUCUGUUUUCAACACGCUCGUUAAAGAGCCGCGUGCAGAUGUUGGCAUGUUGCAGUAUUACUGCUGCCGUAGUAUCACUGAUGCUGUGCAUGAACAACUACUGUUGUUACAACAACAGGGCUGACAGGUUCCCACAAUGACGUGUAUCAUGAAAACCCAAGUGGUGGCAAUGUAAGAAACAAGCUGCUGUUUCUUUUCUCUGCCAGCGUCGACUGACGAGCCCGCUGCUCUGGCCUGCAGGCGGCGACCUAUGGGCGCCUGUGAAGUCCAGUCCAGCUUCUGAUCCACAAGCUUCACACCUUCUGUGUUUUCUCAGUUUCUUCCUUUAGUCUUUAUGUCCACGUUCUGACAUAAAUGAGUAUCUGCUGCCGGACUGGGCGGUGUAAUCUGGACAUCUCAGCAGUAUGAAAUAUAAAACUUUUAUUUUGUGAACAUUCAGCAGAUGCAACUCCCACAAGGUUUUUCUUGUUGAAUGAUAAACUGACUAAAUUUUUUAUUAUUAUAACUGUUACUGAAAACUAACUCACUCUUAUUAAACCAUAUAAUUAUUAGGGGUUUGUUCACCUCAUAGAGAGAGAGAGGCAGAGCUUCCACCGGGGCUGGACCUUGACCCCCCGCCAAACCUCUUGAUCCACAGGAAACACUGAGAUCUAUAGUUCAUGUGUUUUCCAUCAUUUGCAUCAAGUUCAGCUGUUAUGAACUCUGACAAGCAAAUCUGCAUCCUUGCCCGGUAACCAGUUAGCUUGACCAGCUAGGCUAACACCUAACUGGCUAAUGUGUUAGCAGUUAGCUUACAGCUGCUCACCAAGGAGGCUUGUGAGCAGGUCACCAG
Monopterus albus (swamp eel) is the source of this 5571-nucleotide messenger RNA. It is a transcript of the gene kcnd1, whose product is annotated as potassium voltage-gated channel, Shal-related subfamily, member 1. The record is from RefSeq and is a predicted model, not a curated record. Gene Ontology annotation, biological process: action potential; protein homooligomerization; potassium ion transmembrane transport. Gene Ontology annotation, molecular function: A-type (transient outward) potassium channel activity; protein binding. Gene Ontology annotation, cellular component: neuronal cell body; postsynaptic membrane; voltage-gated potassium channel complex. Bases 1431 to 3335 code for a protein of 634 amino acids. NCBI's taxonomy places the organism in Eukaryota, Metazoa, Chordata, Actinopteri, Synbranchiformes, Synbranchidae. The transcript has 9 exons.